GCAUCACACAGCUGAUCCCAAAGGAGUAUAAAACCCCCCCACCUGGAAUAUGUGGUGACAGUGGACGAGGAGAGACUACAAAACUCACAGCUGACUGGCAGGAGGAAAGUACACAAUGGCAGAUUUUGGGCUGUAUGGGUACCAGGAAGAAGUGGUUGAAAGGGCUAUUCGUGGAGAGAACAUAAUCAUCUGGCUGCCGACAGGAGGUGGAAAGACUCGUGCUGCUGUUUAUGUGGCCAAAAGACACCUAGAGACCACUAGGAAUGCCAAAGUCAUGGUCCUAGUAAGCACGGUUCACCUGGCAGACCAACAUUAUGAACAUGAGUUCAAGGGUCCCCUGGGCAGUGACUACACCCUGGCGUCAGUCAGUGGAGAGAAAGAGGAGAAGGACUUCUUUGGCAAAGUGUUUGAGAAAGCAGAUGUGGUCAUCUGCACAGCCCAGCUUUUGUACAAUGCCAUGACAAACACAGAGGAAACCAAGCAUGUUGAGCUCUCAGAUAUCACUCUUCUGAUAAUUGACGAGUGUCACCACACCAACAAGGACCACGUCUACAACAAGAUAAUGGCAUGCUAUGUAGAGAAAAAGUUAGAAGGAGAACAACGGCUGCCACAGAUCCUUGGCCUCACUGCGUCACCGGGGGCAGGGGGUGAAACAAUCUUGUUCAGAGCUGUGGAGCAUGUACUGCAGAUAUGUGCAAACCUUGAUUCAGCCAUCGUUUCAACGAAAAACUAUGUGCCUGAGCUGAAGGAGAAAGUGCCCCGACCCAAGAAGGAUUAUGCCAUUGUGGAGAAAAGGCCUAAGGAUCCAUUUGGGGAUCAUCUGAAGGCGAUGAUGAGCCAAAUCCAUGAGUUCAUGAGCAUCCCUCCAGACUUCAAUCUGAGACAGUGUGGCACACAAGAGUACGAGAUGGAUGUGGUGAUGCUGGAGAAGCGAGGUGUAAGCGACAACAACAGACGGUUAGCACGAUGCGCAGUCCACCUCAGAAAGUACAACGACGCCCUGCUCAUCAAUGACAUUCUGCAAAUGAUGGAUGCCUAUUGCUACAUGGAGGAGUUCUACAUCCCCAUAUUCAAUUCAAUUAUCGAUGGAACAGAGACCUUCCUGGUGGGACUUUACAAAGAUAAUCAGGGGGAGCUGAGGACACUGGCAAGCAAUCCCCUCUAUGAGAACCCAAGGAUGGCCAGACUGGAGAACAUCCUGCUAAAGAACUUUGGUCCAGGUUUGCAAUCAAAAGGGAUCAUCUUCAGCAAAACCCGUCAUUGUGCAGGCCGCCUCAACAAAUGGGUCCUCAACAAUGAAGCCUUACAGGAUGCCGGCAUCAAGGCAGCCAUCCUCACUGGAGCCGGCAGUAACAUCAAUAACAUGACACUGAACGAGCAGGAAAACACAAUCCGCAGUUUCCGCCAGGAUAAACUCAACCUCCUGAUCUCCACCAGCGUGGCUGAAGAAGGCCUUGACAUCCCUGAGUGCAACCUGGUGGUCCGCUAUGGGCUGCUUACGAACGAGAUCGCCCAGCAGCAGGCCAGCGGACGAGCCAGAGCGAGAGACAGCCAGUAUUCAGUGAUCGCAGAGGAAGGGGGACCUGAAAUACGCAGGGAGAAGACGAAUGAAUUCCUAGAAGAACUGACCGGAAAAGCCAUUGCACAGGUGCAAAAUAUGAGCCUCCAGGAGUUUCGCAGCAAGAUAACUGAGCUACAAAAAAUAGCUGUUAAUGCCAGAAAAGUUGUUCAGAGCCAACAAACGGCAAAGAGGGGCUUUCACGCUGCUUCCCGUGUCCAGCUUUUGUGUCGUAGAUGUUUCAAGGUUGUCGCUUCAGGCAGUGACAUCAGACUUGUCGAGAAUAUGCACCAUAUCAUCGUCAAUCCGGACUUCAAACAGCACUACAAAGUCGGUGAGCAGGUGUUCAUAGACAGGACUUUGGGGGACUGGGAGCCUGGAUGCUCAAUCAGCUGCAAUAAUGGAAACUGCAACCAGAAAUGGGGAUGUGAGAUGAAGUACAAGAAGAUUGCCCUUCUGCCCAACAUAGCCAUUAAAAACUUUGCCAUGGACACUCCUGAUGGCCGGAUCACCAAGAAGAAGUGGAAGGACGUCACUUUCACUCCUGAGGAAUUCAGCUUCAAAGAAUACUGCCUCGGCAACGUAACAGAUCUCUUUGAUUGAGACAUGAUAGUGCUGGUGGGUUUGAAAUGUAGUUUUUACUCUUUGCUGUACUUUCUUUAAUGAAUCCAUUGUUUUCAUUUUCCACUGGUUGAACACUUCCUGCUUCUCGUGCUAGCAUUUGUUUGCACUACAGGGCGAGUGAGGCAGGAGCGUGAUAAACUCAUUACACAUUUGUCAUGCUUGAAAUUAGCAUGACAGCUUUGUUUACACCCAAGGUCCUAGCUCCCGUUGCAUGUGUUUGUUUGCAUUUCCUCUGCUUUGUAUCAAGUCUAUCACAGGAUCAAUGAACUUUGCUGUUACAUGAACCCAAACCAUCAGCCACGCUUAUCCUGUCAUCACAAAGAGGAUUUCAUAACAGUCUUUUAGCUAUUUUAAAAUCAUUUAAACUGAAUUUUAAUAUUGGAUGCAGCGGUACGAAUGUGUUUAUGUGCUUGGAGUUUGGGAGAUCUAGGAUGUACUGUAAAUCAGAGGGAAAUAUUUUAACAUUAAAAAUAGUUUUUAUUUGUUUUUAUAGGUAACUGUAUUUCUUGCUGUAACCUCUUUUAUAAAAAAUAAUCACAGCUAUUGUGAAUAAGGAGAGGACAUUUUUUUACUGUAAUUCCCUCUUGAUAUGCCUUACAGUUCUUUGUAUUUAUUUUGUCUCGAUCGACCACUAGGUGUCAGUGUUGGUAAGCAAAUCCACUCAAACAGUUUUUCUGUGUGUAACUGCCAACAAAUAUUUUACAAAUGCCUGAAUCAAAAAUAUGCUGUUUCUCUAAUUGAUGCCCGGAAUAAGAGAAUUGAAUGUAAAUCGUGAUAUUAAUUAAGAUUAUGGGAGAUUUCACACUCACAGAACUUGAAUGACCUUAAGCAAGGCACUCUGUCCUCAACUGCACCACCACAGCAUCUCUCGUACGGCCUGUUCAGGACCAAUGGUUACAGCCUCCAGAUACUUGAGUAUAGGACAUCUAAAAAAACAUUAGUCAGUCAACAGCAGGUUCUUUAUGAAUAAAAAGUUUUUUUUGCAACAAAAACAACCCUUAAAGUGUACUCAGAGUUGUGAAUGUGUUGACCUCGCUGUUCUGUUUCUGCAUCACUGGAUCAAUACAGGGUUAUGCAUUUUAGCUUGGAUCAUUAAACACAAUGCAUGUGAUCUUCAAAUUAAUUUAGAUACAGAUGUAUUUGAAUUGCAGAAAAUCAUUCAGCACCCUGGCUUUGCAGAUACAUUUUAUCGCAUAAUAACUUCCCUCUUUCUUCCAUCCAUCCAUCCAUCCAUUAUCUUGACCGCGUAUCCCGGUAGGGGUCAUGGGGGGCUGGAGCCUAUCCCAGCUGGCUUCUGGCAGAAGGCAGGGUACACCCUGGACGGGUUGCCAACUUAUCACAGGGCUCCCUCUUUCUUGAUUUUAGUAAUCCCAAUCAGACAUAUUUAGACUGCUAAUGAUAGCAACUGUCUGUAAUGGGUAUACAGUUUUGUUCAGCUGCUGUUUAUUCACAUUAAUCUAACUGGGUAUACAGCAGCACUGUUCCAGCUAUAAUAAGCAGCUUCCAAAACAAACCCAGAUUAUGAAUUUAAUUAUUAAUUUCUGGCUGCCAGCUAUAAGGGGUAUACUCACUUUUGAACCAUAACACAUCUUUGUGUGAUUCUCUGGUCGAAACACGGUGAGGUUGCGCUCACAGUGUCACAUGAGCCAUAAUCCCCUCAAAUCUGGCAGAGAGCUGGAGCUGGUGCUGGUGCUGCAGCGAUGGACAUAAUCACACUAAAAACAGGCUCUGUGCCGGUGUCAUGCCUGACUCAGACUCAGGCAGGCAGAGAGGAGCCGUACAGUGUAUGAUUUGCUCUGAUCAGGCUCAGGCUCUAUAAUCAACUUUGAUUACUUCCUUUUACUUCCCAGCUCAACACCCUGUGCAUCUUAAUUGCAAUUAGCUCUCUUCUGAAAUUAAAGCAGCUUGGAGGUGCACAAAGGCUAA
This is a messenger RNA of Notolabrus celidotus (New Zealand spotty), 4108 nucleotides long. It is a transcript of the gene dhx58, whose product is annotated as DEXH (Asp-Glu-X-His) box polypeptide 58. Gene Ontology annotation, biological process: response to virus; positive regulation of interferon-beta production; innate immune response. The transcript is spliced from 12 exons. Bases 116 to 2161 code for a protein of 681 amino acids. Gene Ontology annotation, cellular component: cytoplasm. Gene Ontology annotation, molecular function: double-stranded RNA binding; zinc ion binding; hydrolase activity. The record is from RefSeq and is a predicted model, not a curated record. Lineage: Eukaryota; Metazoa; Chordata; Actinopteri; Labriformes; Labridae.